Messenger RNA from Sphenostylis stenocarpa, 191 nucleotides. Lineage: Eukaryota; Viridiplantae; Streptophyta; Magnoliopsida; Fabales; Fabaceae. The record is from the annotation of a GenBank genome assembly.
GGUUAUAGAUCCCAGUUCAUGUCAUCGAAGGGUGAGCUGUCAGACUAGUGGCUCAGAAAAAAGAAAGAAAGAAAAGAGCUACGAAGACUGGAAAGGGAUGAAAGCAUUGAAAAGAAUGCUUUUGAAGAAGACGUUCACUGUUUUAGAUAUGAUGGAUGAGAGAGUAGCUAUUGAAUGGGAUGACAAUGAAA